This is a messenger RNA of Mesorhabditis belari, 1824 nucleotides long. Lineage: Eukaryota; Metazoa; Nematoda; Chromadorea; Rhabditida; Rhabditidae. The record is from the annotation of a GenBank genome assembly.
AUGGCCUUUCGCCGCCGCGGAAGCGGCGACUCGAAUUUUAGCCAUCAUGGCUCGGAGAUGGAUCUCGAAGAAUCAAAUCGAGAAACGAUGCGAAGAGACGCUGAACGACAAGCGGCAUUGCAAUUGGAAAGAGCUAAGUAUAAACCGGUGGCAUUUGCCGUUAGCACAAAUGUUGAAUAUGAUGGUUCGUUGGAUGAUGACAGUCCGGUGCACGGGUGCGCCGUUUCCUUCAAAGUCAAAGACUUUCUACAUAUCAAAGAGAAGUACAAUAACGAUUGGUGGAUUGGACGGCUGGUGAAAGAAGGGCACGAUCUCGGCUUCAUCCCGUCGCCAGUGAAACUCGAAAGUCUUCGCCAACAACACCAUACAAAGGGCACAAAAUUCAAACAAUCAACUUCAACGUCGAAUCUCGGCAAUUUAGACAACAUGAUGCCAAGGAGUGGAAGUCGGGGAAGCACACCGCCGACACCAGAUGAUGACGACCACGCACACAAGAAAUUGAAAGACAUCGUCACCACGCCACCCACGAAAGAGAAAAAGAAGUUGAUCUUCAAAAAGCAAGAGAACGUGCCUCCAUACGACGUAGUGCCGUCAAUGCGACCGGUUGUCCUCGUUGGACCCUCACUAAAGGGCUACGAAGUGACAGACAUGAUGCAAAAAGCUGUCUUCGACUAUCUUAAGCACCGCUUCGAGGGACGAAUCAUCAUCACCCGUGUCACCUCGGAUAUCUCGCUGGCAAAGCGCUCGCUGCUAAACGAUCCACGAAAGCGAGCCAUCAUGGAAAGAGCGAACAGUCGAACAAGCAAUAGUCUUGCCGAAAUCCAGACAGAAAUCGAGCGCAUUUUCGAAUUGGCUCGAUCGAUGCAACUCGUCGUUUUGGACUGUGACACGAUCAAUCAUCCAUCCCAACUCGCGAAAACCUCACUAGCUCCGAUUCACGUCUACAUCAAGAUCAGCUCACCAAAAGUACUACAAAGAUUGAUAAAAUCACGCGGGAAAUCCCAGAGUCGAAAUAUGAAUGUGCAAAUGGUAGCCGCUGAAAAGUUGGCUCAAUGUCCACCGGAAAUGUUCGAUGUGCUUCUUGAUGAGAAUCAACUAGAAGACGCCUGUGAACACCUUGCUGAUUAUAUGGAAUCAUACUGGCGAGCCACCCAUCCACCAGUCCGUUCACCACCGAGAAUAAAGAGGAAUCCGAUGGAGAACCGAGGUCCAAGCACGCUCUUCACACCAGCACAAAUGAUGCAAGGCACACAUAUGGGUGCUUUCGGAAUGGGACUCCAGUCUCAUCCAUCAGCUGCGUCAAUGGGUGGAAUGAAUGGCGGAAACUAUCUCCAACCACCACAACAGCAAAGCGUUCCCAAACCUGUGCAACAACCGAUGCCUAUGUAUCAACAGCAAACAUUGAUGCCAGCGACUGGAGUGUACGGACAAUCGAUGAGCCAGCCUCUAUCCAACACACAACUCAUGCCCCAGCAACAGCAAAGAUUCACCCAACCAACCCAGCAACCGCCUGAUCGACACGGCUACGAUGAAUACGACGAUUUAGAUAUGCAACGGGGUUACGCAGCCUACUCAACAACAAAUGACGGCUUCAUUGUACACUCGAUUCAUGCAUUUUUCACUGAAACUGGUUCACAAAACUCUGUCAGAUUCAAUGUCGAGCGCACAAGGGAUGGACGAAAUUUUCUGAUACGUUUUGUGAAAGCUGAGGAAAACGAGCGACUCUGUCUCCUUUCUGAGUUUUCUUUUCAACGAAAAGAAUCGGUGAAAGAUCGUUACUCAAUGAAUCCAAAGUUUCCAAAAGAUUUGCCAGGUAGGAAAUGU